Molecule: messenger RNA, 1854 nt
Organism: Cannabis sativa
Lineage: Eukaryota; Viridiplantae; Streptophyta; Magnoliopsida; Rosales; Cannabaceae
Product: serine carboxypeptidase-like 2
Exons: 14
Coding region: 98-1645 (515 amino acids)
Biological process (GO): secondary metabolic process; proteolysis
Molecular function (GO): acyltransferase activity, transferring groups other than amino-acyl groups; serine-type carboxypeptidase activity
Source: RefSeq, a predicted model, not a curated record
UAAAAUAAUAUUUUGCUUAUCCCAAUGCGUCUCUAAAAUAAAAGGGUCGACUUUGAAUACAGUUAGAGACUAAUUAUUGUCAUGGUACUGUGAAAAAAUGUUGAAGGUGCAUUUUCUUCUGGUUAUUUUGUUGUUGUUGUUUUACUCAAAUCCAGUGAUUCCUUCCACCAACAUUGUCAAAACCCUCCCAGGAUUUUCUGGUUCUCUUCCCUUCAAACUUCAAACUGGAUAUAUUAGAGUAGAUGAAAAAGAAGAUGUUAAUUAUUUUUAUUACUUUAUUGAAUCUGAGAGAAAUCCAAGAGAUAAUCCUCUUAUGCUCUGGUUAAGUGGAGGCCCUGGUUGCUCUGUUCUCUCUGGACUUGCCUUUGAGAUAGGCCCUUUAAAGUUUAAGAAUGUUGAGUACAAUGGAAGUUUACCAGCAUUGGAACUGAAUCCGUACUCAUGGACAAAGGUGGCCAGUAUAAUAUUUCUAGAUGCACCAGUUGGUACUGGAUUCUCCUAUUCAAAGAGCCUUGAAGGGUCUCAAACUGGUGACUUUGUCUAUGCUAAUAGAUGCCAUAAUUUUAUGAGAAAGUGGUUUCUUGCUCACCCUAAGUUCAACACAAACUCAUUUUAUUUAGGCGGGGACUCAUUUUCUGGCAAGAUCAUCCCAAUCAUUGCUGAACAAAUUGCUCAGAGUGUUGAAGCCAACAACAUACCAAAAAUUAACUUCAAGGGUUAUUUGCUUGGGAAUCCAAUCACGGAUUCAAAAAUUGAAGACAAUUACAAAGUUAAAUUUGCUCACCAAUUGGGUCUUGUAUCCGAUGAGCUCUACCAGUCAUUGAAGAAGACUUGCAAAGGACACUACAUAGGACAACACAGUAAUGAUACACUUUGCGCAAAGAAUCUUGAAGCUUACUCAAUGUGCAUUGAAAAUAUAAAUCUUCCACAUAUCUUGGAGUCCAAUUGCUCAACUUUUCUUAAUAAUGAUAAGUUGCAUAGCCAAAGAUCACUCUUAGAAAAGUCACUCAAACCAAAUUUGAUUCAACUAGGCCUUAAUAUCAAGAAUCUACCUCCACCCCCUGAAGCUUCCAAAUUUGGAUGUUGGACUUAUAAAAAUCUACUAGUGUAUUAUUGGGCAAAUGACAAGACUGUUCAAGAGGCACUCCAUAUUCAGAAAGAAACGAUACAGAUAUGGAUAAGAUGCAAUCGGUCAUUACCUUACGCAAAAGAUGUGGAUAGUGUUGUUAGUUAUCAUAAGCAACUCAACUCAAGAGGUUAUAGAGCUCUAAUAUACAGUGGAGAUCAUGACAUGGUGGUCCCCUACCUUGGAACCCUGGCAUGGAUCAAAUCUAUGAAUCUUUCUAUUGUUGAUAGAUGGAGACCUUGGUUGGUUGAUAAUCAAGUUGCUGGGGAGGAGGUCAUACAGCUCCAGAGUUCAAUCCCAAAGAAUGCUUUGCUAUGUUCGAGAGAGUGGUUGCUGCGUGGUUGCGCAGUGGUUGCAUCAGACGAAGGUUUCAAUCAGACGAUGGUUGCAUGGUGGUUGCUAAGUGGUUGGCCGAAGGUUGCAUCAGACGGAGGUUUCAAUCAGACAAAAGUUUCUGGGUGGUUGCUGGGUAGUUGGUCGAAGGUUGCAUCAAACGAAGGUUUCAAUGAGACGAAAUAAUUGUUAGUAAAAUAUUUAUGCAACUAUAAUGCAACUGUAAUGCAACUGUUGUGAAACAUUAAAAAUCAAAACAGUGUUUUCACGUACAUAACUCUAUCUACAUGUCUUUUUAUAUUUAAUAUGAACAAAUUUAUCAUUAGAAAUUCAGAAAACAACAAAAUACACCAGGAUAUAUAUUUUACUAUAGUAUUGAUGUAUUUUUUUUAUUA